Messenger RNA from Opisthocomus hoazin, 1263 nucleotides. The record is from RefSeq and is a predicted model, not a curated record. Lineage: Eukaryota; Metazoa; Chordata; Aves; Opisthocomiformes; Opisthocomidae.
AUGACUGUCCGCAGAGCCCUGGUGACACAGGAGGACACUGCUGUCCCCCUCGGUUGGCGGCUGUUCCCCCAGCUCUCCCUUCUCUUGCAGUUCGUGCUGAAGCACAAGGAGUUUGCUCAUCUCCGGGAGGUGAAGGUGUUUCCCAACGCCCUCAACCCACACAAGGAGGAGUCGCGGGCACUGGUCAAAGCCAUGAUUGACCAGGUCAUGGCACUGCAUGAAGACGUAACAUGGUUUCACAUCGGAUGUGACGAGGUCUACUACCUCGGCGAAGGAGAGGAGUCAAAGCAGUGGCUGCAGCAACAAGACAACACUCUGGAGAAGCUGUGCUUAUCCCACAUAAAAGCGGUUGCAAGUUGUGUGGUCUCGUCCUACCCGACGGUGACGCCCAUCGUGUGGGAUGACAUGCUCCGAGGGAUAAGUGAGGAGACGUUGGCAGAGUCUGGGGUCCCGCAGCUGGUGCAGCCAAUGAUCUGGGACUAUGCAGCAGACCUCGACGUGGAGGGCAAAGUUCAUCUCAUAGAGAAGUAUCGUAGAUGUGGCUUCUCCAAGGUGUGGUUUGCUAGUGCUUUUAAAGGAGCUACAGGAGUGAAUCAGUCUCUAACGCUUAUUGGACACCAUUUAAAAAACCAUCUUCGAUGGCUGCAAGUGGCAAGCAGCAGCCCCGCUGAUGUCCUUGAAGGUAUCGCGCUGACCGGCUGGCAGAGGUAUGAUCACUUCUCUGUUUUGUGUGAGCUUCUCCCUGUGGCAAUUCCAUCGUUGGCUGUAUGUCUGCAGGCACUAAAGAAUGGUGGCUAUUCUGAAAAGAUUAAAGAAAAUGUGGAAAAGCUCCUGGGAAUGUCCAACCUGGAAACCGAUACUUUCAUGAGCACGAGUCUGGGGACCUUUCCCGGGAGCAAUAUCCUUACACUUGUGACGCAAGUUAGUUUCUACCUCAAGUCAUCAGUGGAUGAACUUCUUGAAAGGAACAGAUAUGUCACAGGCUGGUUCAGCCCCUACCACAGAAAAAGGAAGAUUCUUCAUCCUAUAAUCGUGCAUCACUUCCAGCCAGAUGCACUCAGUCUUCUCGCCAAGUGGAAUGCUGUGGUGCAGGACCUCCAGGCAGCCAUGGAGCAAGUUUUCCACGAGUGUACUGUAGAGGAGUGGAUGGAGGAAAACGUCCACCCCAGCCUACAGAAGCUGCAGCAAGUGGUGGAUGAUUUAGAUAAAGCAAUAAAAGCACAAAAUUAGGGGCAUUUCAAUUAGGCUGUCUUAUUCUAUGGG